GAUAAUUCCGGAACGAUUAGAUAAAUCUUAUCCAGAAUCACAUGACAGAUGACUAGCAGAAUUACCCUUCCAUUGUAAAUAAAUACGGCGAAGAAUCGAAAAUUAAUCAGUUGGAGUACAUCCAUCGCAGAAAAGAUCAAAAUGAAAGCAAUCGCCUUCAUCUGCCUUUUUGUCGUCGUUGCUGCAAGAAAACUUCCUUUCAACCCAGACUACGACAAGAACUGGGAAACAUUUAAGGCGAAAUUCAAUAAGAAUUACGAAAGAAAUGAAGAAUUCGCUAGACGACUGGUGUGGGAAGAGAAUUUGGCAGCUAUUAUAAAACAUAACAUAGAAUACGAUUUAGGUUUGCACACAUUUACGAGAGGGCUUAAUGAAUAUUCCGAUUUGACCCGCCAAGAGUUCGUAAAGAUAAUGAAUGGAGUGAAAAGAGGAGCGAACAGCACUGCAAAGCCUGUAUACACUUUCACACGCCUUUCUAAUGUACUUUUGCCCGAUACAGUUGAUUGGAGAAAAGAAGGAAUGGUUACAGGAGUCAAAAACCAGCAACAAUGUGGUUCUUGUUGGGCUUUCUCGACCACCGGAUCUUUAGAAGGGCAACACAAAAAGAAAACUGGUGAACUGGUUUCCUUGAGUGAACAGAAUUUGGUAGACUGUUCUGGUAAGGAAGGUAAUAUGGGAUGCGAGGGUGGAUUGAUGGACAAUGGAUUCGAAUACAUAAAAAUAAACAGAGGCAUCGACACCGAAAAAUCUUAUCCAUACGAAGCUAUUGACGACACGUGCAGGUUUAAACGUUCGACUGUGGGUGCUACUUGUACCGGUUACGUGGAUAUCCCCAGUGGUGACGAAGACGCUUUAAAACAAGCUGUAGCAACCAUUGGUCCAAUUUCAGUAGCCAUAGAUGCCAGUCAAGAUUCUUUCCAAGAUUACCAAGAUGGCGUUUAUUACGAAAAGUAUUGCAGCACAGAAGAGUUAGACCACGGAGUUCUGGUAGUUGGAUACGGAACAACCGACGACGGACAAGAUUAUUGGCUGGUUAAGAACAGUUGGGGUACGAGUUGGGGUAUUAACGGAUACAUCAAGAUGGCCAGGAAUCACAACAAUCAAUGCGGUAUUGCCACUCAAGCCAGCUAUCCUCUAGUGGUGGCCUUCGAAGAUUUCCAUCCAUUUCCAAGAAGAUCUGACUUAGCGACUAAACAAACUUAUUAUGCAAAACUGUUAAAAGAUAGCUCGAAAAAAAGAGAAAGGAGGAGAAAAUCCUUUGCAGAUAUGCUUCCUGAAAUGAUGAUCGAUUGGAAAUUAAGUGCGACCAGCAGGCCUUGCAUCGAUUGUGCUACCAACACAGAAAUAUUGCUAAAAUUUCGUAUUUUUCUACGUCCAGACAAACUGUGGUUGGCGUAUUGUCACACCAACGGUUCUCAGAUUGUUAAAAUCAAUGCGGAAGAUUGCAUCAUGUAUAAAUUAAACAUAGAGUGUGAAUCCCGCAUUAUAUGUAUGCACUCUGCAACAUCGGACAUCUUGCUUCUGGGUACAGUCUCGAGCGUGGUACAGAUGUACGAUAACAAAAAUGGGAGAUUAUUAUCGGAAGUGAAAUUAAAUGAUUCCGUCCUUUGUUUACACUACCAAAAUAAAGAGGAAGUUAAUGUAAUAUAUGCGGGCCUCGCCGACGGUACGUUAGGUGUGAUCGAGAAUAUUUAUGAAACAGGGAAGAAGAAAGAAGUAUUUUACAUAAGUAUAGGUUCUAGUCCCGUUUCGUGUCUCUUGGAAUUAGACUGGAGACUUUUAUGUGCGUGUGGAAAUCGUAUAUUCAUCCUCAAUUCCAGAACGUUGGAUACUUUGAACCAAUUACAAAUUACAUGCAAUGAUAUGGAUCACAUUUCGAAUUUAGUGUGGAAUGGGGAUAACAUUUGGACUUCAGUCAGAGGAUCCUCCAUAUUGCACGUUUGGGACUCUCAUACACUAGCGUGCAAACUUAUCUUUGACGUCAAACAUAAUCGGCCCACGUGUCACUCUUCUAAGGAUGACGAUUCGUUUCUUCAGCCCACGCAUAUAAAUGCCAUUCUUCCUAUCGAUAAUGGGGUCAUUGUUGGCACUUCUGAUGGAUCGUUAUUAAUAUAUGACGUAGAGAAGAAAAUGUCGCGAAGUAUUAGUUACACAGGAUCCUCAAUUUACGAAUCGGUUGGAGAAAACAUUGAGGAGGAGGCAGGACCUCUAGAUAGACCCGAAAAUUUUAGAAUUACAAGUGAAAUUUCGUUGCCUUUCGACGUAACCGAAAAUGAUAUCGAUCAAGAAUUAACGAUUACUCUGCAACCAAGAGGUGAAUCAGCUCCUCCACGAUUAGGAGAGGGUCUGCAAACAUCUCGAGAGCUCUCAGAAAAUUCUCUAAUCUUAGAAUUAGAAAAUUACAAAAAUAAACCGAGGCAAUUAGAUGAUGCGGAAAAUAAAAGCAUUUCCUCAGUCAAUUUGCGUCAAGGGUGCGGAUUUUAUGCGGUUCGAGACAAUAAAACUGAUCUAGCGGAAUGUAAAUCGCUUUCGUUAGCAAACAAAAGCGAUCUUGUAAUUGAAGGAAAAGAGAUAAGCUUUCAGCCUGCUAAUUUAACUCCAGCAGUCAGUUUGGUUUCGUUUAAUAGCAUUGAUUAUCUCUAUUGUCUCGAACUUGUAAUAAAGGAGAAAAUUAAAAUUGGAGAUAAACCGAUUAAAUGCCUUCUGGACGUCAAAUGCAACAACGAAGUAAAUUUUAUAUCGUGUGCUGGUCUUUACGGAGAGGAGGAUGCAGUGAUGAAGUGGAGCAGAGAAGGAAAGAUGCUGUGGACAGGCAAACAAAUAUUAGACAUUUGUCCAAUUACACCCAAGCAAUCUUCGCUUUCAGAUCAGAAAAUGUUCAGCAACAGUAUGGUGGGUGCAGCUGGUUCAUCUUUUAUAAAAACCAGGAAAAAGUCGAUGGCCGAGAAAAUCGAAUUAAGCGGAAUCAACAAAAGUUUUAUCCACCACGAAGAGGUCGAUACUGAUUCCAUUGUGAAGCCUGGUGUAGUGUAUAGCACGGUGUACGCUACACCAUGCUUUACAAUGGGAUCAAAUCGAAAAUUAAUCAGUUGGAGUACAUCCAUCGCAGAAAAGAUCAAAAUGAAAGCAAUCGCCUUCAUCUGCCUUUUUGUCGUCGUUGCUGCAAGAAAACUUCCUUUCAACCCAGACUACGACAAGAACUGGGAAACAUUUAAGGCGAAAUUCAAUAAGAAUUACGAAAGAAAUGAAGAAUUCGCUAGACGACUGGUGUGGGAAGAGAAUUUGGCAGCUAUUAUAAAACAUAACAUAGAAUACGAUUUAGGUUUGCACACAUUUACGAGAGGGCUUAAUGAAUAUUCCGAUUUGACCCGCCAAGAGUUCGUAAAGAUAAUGAAUGGAGUGAAAAGAGGAGCGAACAGCACUGCAAAGCCUGUAUACACUUUCACACGCCUUUCUAAUGUACUUUUGCCCGAUACAGUUGAUUGGAGAAAAGAAGGAAUGGUUACAGGAGUCAAAAACCAGCAACAAUGUGGUUCUUGUUGGGCUUUCUCGACCACCGGAUCUUUAGAAGGGCAACACAAAAAGAAAACUGGUGAACUGGUUUCCUUGAGUGAACAGAAUUUGGUAGACUGUUCUGGUAAGGAAGGUAAUAUGGGAUGCGAGGGUGGAUUGAUGGACAAUGGAUUCGAAUACAUAAAAAUAAACAGAGGCAUCGACACCGAAAAAUCUUAUCCAUACGAAGCUAUUGACGACACGUGCAGGUUUAAACGUUCGACUGUGGGUGCUACUUGUACCGGUUACGUGGAUAUCCCCAGUGGUGACGAAGACGCUUUAAAACAAGCUGUAGCAACCAUUGGUCCAAUUUCAGUAGCCAUAGAUGCCAGUCAAGAUUCUUUCCAAGAUUACCAAGAUGGCGUUUAUUACGAAAAGUAUUGCAGCACAGAAGAGUUAGACCACGGAGUUCUGGUAGUUGGAUACGGAACAACCGACGACGGACAAGAUUAUUGGCUGGUUAAGAACAGUUGGGGUACGAGUUGGGGUAUUAACGGAUACAUCAAGAUGGCCAGGAAUCACAACAAUCAAUGCGGUAUUGCCACUCAAGCCAGCUAUCCUCUAGUGUAAAAAGUCUAAUUUAAACAUUUGAUAGGCGAAUAUAUUUUAUAUUAUAACUUUUUGUAUAAAAUAAUGCUUGUAAUACUACUUAAUAGCUAAAAAACCGGCAUGGAUUAAAAAAUAAAAGAACUGUUUAUUGUGAAACGAAUUUUACCACUUGUAUAAUCUAUAGGCAAAUGUAAAUUAUGUAUAUUAAUUAUAGAUAAUGUACUUGUACACUAUUUAUAUGAUUAUUUAAAAUAAAUAUAUACGGUUGUUUAUUAAAAGGGCUACCGUUUCCUCUACAUUA
This is a messenger RNA of Centruroides sculpturatus (bark scorpion), 4402 nucleotides long. RefSeq lists its product as uncharacterized. The transcript is spliced from 31 exons. The record is from RefSeq and is a predicted model, not a curated record. Bases 142 to 4122 code for a protein of 1326 amino acids. Lineage: Eukaryota; Metazoa; Arthropoda; Arachnida; Scorpiones; Buthidae. Gene Ontology annotation, molecular function: cysteine-type endopeptidase activity; protein binding. Gene Ontology annotation, cellular component: lysosome. Gene Ontology annotation, biological process: immune response.